Danio rerio (zebrafish) is the source of this 7242-nucleotide messenger RNA. The record is from RefSeq and is a predicted model, not a curated record. Lineage: Eukaryota; Metazoa; Chordata; Actinopteri; Cypriniformes; Danionidae.
CAGAUUUUUUCCCAUCUCUUUGAUUCAUCCUGAUACACAACAACACACUGGCUGCUAGUUCCCUUUCAGUGGGGAUUUCAGGCGCUGAGCAUGAACACGCCGACUGGGUCCCAAUCGGUGUCGACAGAGAUGAUGUACGCCGAUGUAUACAGUCUUUUAAAGCCCAAGGAAAUGAGCGACUAGUGUUUAUAUUUAGGAUAAAGGGGAAAACGGGACGGAUUGGGAACGUGCGCUGUGGAGUCUGCUUCUGUUCACCUAGAUUUGAGCAGAGCUAAUGGGGAGAUCACGCAGUGGGACACAAAGCUAAAGCGCUCAAGACCAGACCGUCUACUUCCCUCGUGCCGGUGACUCCGUGCUGUCGUGUUGGAUGCAGCUUAACAAGCAGAAGAAGAGAAGGAAAGGAUUUCUCUCGCUCCAGUGGACUAGAUUCUUUAUAGUAUGAUGAAAAAGUGAACUUGCAUACUUCCACAAACCAAAGAAACACGUGAGAGAAACACACAGAGAAGUUUUGUGGGAGACAUCAGACACCAUCGUUUCCCUUGUGGCGUGGUCGGUCUGGAAGGAAAACGGGGCUCCUGCAGGAUGACCAGUCUUUUCCGACGCAGCAACAGUAAUGGAGGGUCUCGGGGUGGCGGGGGCUCGGCUGCAGGCGAGCUCAACAACUCUAGGCCCAACCGGCAGGUUCGACGGCUGGAGUUCAACCAGGCUAUGGAGGACUUCAAAACCAUGUUUCCUACCAUGGACUAUGAGGUGAUCGAGUGUGUACUGCGCUCCAAUAAUGGUGCUGUGGACGCCACCAUCGACCAGCUCCUGCAGAUGAGCAUUGACGGGCAAGGCUCAGAUGACAGCUCAGAUUCAGAUGACAGCAUCCCGCCAGAGAUUCUUGAACGAACCCUCGAGCCAGACAGCUCAGAUGAAGAGCCACCACCUGUCUAUUCACCACCAACAUAUGACAUGCAUAUAUAUGACCGGAAAUACCCUGAAGCUCCUCCUGUUCCUCCACCCAGAUUUGAGGCCCAGCCUCCCCCUGGACACAGGCAAGUACAAGGUUACAAAAACUGGAACCCACCAUUACUUGGCAAUCUGCCUGAUGACUUCCUGCGAAUCCUGCCUCAACAGUUAGACAGUAUACAGGGCUCUCAGAGUAGCACCUCUAACCCUUCCUCCUCCACCUCCUCCUCGUCCACCACAAUAGCCCAGAAAGUGGUGGCUGCAGCGGGAACAGCCGCCGGGGCUUCAGAGCAGGAGCGCAAACUAAAGCAAUAUUUGGAAGAUGAACGUAUUGCUCUCUUCCUGCAAAACGAAGAGUUCAUGAAGGAGCUGCAGAGGAACCGUGAGUUCCUUAUUGCGUUGGAAAGAGAUCGAUUGAAAUACGAGUCAAAGAAAUCCAAAUCCAGUCAUUCAUCAGCUAGCAUGGAGAACUCCUCAGGUGACCACUAUGCUUCUGGAUCUGUAGAGGCCAGCACAGAUGAUGCUCUCUUCAGAGACAAGCUAAAGCACAUGGGCAAAUCAACCAGGAAGAAGCUGUUUGAAAUUGCCAGAGGUUUCUCAGAGAAGACGAAGCGGAGGAAGUCUAAAAGGAGAACGCUGCUAAGACAUCAUUCAUUGGGCACAGCCAACUCCACUGCCAACCUUCUAGACGAUGUAGAAGGAAACCCAUGUGAUGAAGAACGUCAGCUUAGACGAUUGGCUGCACAGGAAGAGGAGGAGCCACAAAAGGAACCACUAUCAUGAUCCCUCGUUGCUGUUGGGAAAUUAGGCUUUCCAUGGUGACCUGAGAAUGACCCAUGGCGGAGUGCUCCUUCUGUCAGUGGCUCCGGUGCUUUGCUCAAUGCCAAGCAAGACUCCCAGACUCCAGAGGAACAGCCGAGGCAGGACUGACCGUAUGAUCAUUUUGUAGCAGCCUUUUUGCGAGCCUAAGAUUAUUGUUACCUACAUUUGAUUACUAUUAAAAUUAUUGUAUUGUAACUGUUUGUUAAUAUUUGGUUUCAUAUGUAAAACUCAACAGCUAUUGUAAUGAUUUCCAAGGAUCUACCUUUUCAUUUGUAUCCCCAAUUAGCUGAAAGAAAAUUCCCAUUUCUGUUUUUCAAAUGCAUCAUCUAACUGAGGAAUUUCUUUCCCCAUUUAUAUUGGUUUUGACUUGAAAAUGUUUUGAUAGUUUUAUUUUUGAGGUUUAUUAUAGUGUCAAGAGAUGACAAACAAACGAUGUCGGUUGUUUCAAUGCAUUAGUAUGUAACAUUUUCCUGAUUUCUUAAUGGACUCUUGGCAAUUUUUAAGAGUCUAAUCUGCACAUUAAACAUAAAUAGUGUUUCCUCAAUGAAUGUACCCAGGUCGCCACAUUCAUUACUCAAAAACUUUUUCUCCUCUUUUAUAUCAUUGUUAUUAAAGGCACAGUUCACCCAAAAAAUGCAAUUGCUGUUAUGUAGGUAUUUUUGUUCUUCAGAAAAAAAGAGCAUUUUUAGCUGAAACUGUGGUCUUUGGAGGUCUUCGGUGGCUCAGUGGUUUGCAGUGUUUGCUGGUUCUAGUCCUAGCUAGGUAAGUUGGCAUUUCUGUGUGGAGUUUGCAUGUUCUCCCCGUGUUCACUGGGUUUCCUUCAGGUGCACCGGUUUUCCCCAAGUCCAAUGACAUAGGUGAAAUGGGUAAACAAAAUUGCCCGUAGUGUUAUGUGUGAAUGUGUGAGUGUAUGGGCGUUUCCCAGUCCUAGGUUGCAGCUGGAAGGGCAUCUGCUACGUAAAACAUAUGCUGAAAUAGUUGACAGUUCAUUCUGGUGGCGACCCCUGAUAAAUCGGGGACUAAGCCAAUUGAAAAUGAAUGAAUUGAUCAAUGAAUGAAUCAAUGAAUUAAUGAAAGCAUGUAGUAUUGGGUGAUCCAUUUUCAUAAAGCAAGAUUAAAUAGACAAAAAAAAACAUAUUCAGUCAAAAUUGAAUUAAUUUACAUGGCUUAUAUGAUGAUGCAUUGGGAUUUUAUCAAAACCAUUGCUUUGUGCAAAAACAUUGAACAUUAUUACCAAAUCCCAGUUAUGAACUGUGUAAUUUGCUCACCUGUAAUAACACUAGCUGAAUUAUUAUAUCAACUAAACAUGGAUUAGAUCCAUUUAACAUUUAAAAGGCCAAUGUUACACCCGCUUUGAUUGUUAUUACUCGAUUGAUUGGGCGUUAUCAGCUGAUAGUUUUGGGCCAGAGUGGCCUUCUGCGCCUUCUGAUAGGUUCAGAAGGCUGUUAUCAAUUAUCCAACGGAGUUUAUCAUCUAUAAAUUGCAUAAGACUGAUAAUCCCCAUUAAGUCGAGUGAUUAUAUUUGAAUUGGCUGAUGUUAUAAGUGAGGCAAAAAGACCCUUUAAAUGUGGUGUUUUUAUUUUUAUUUAUUUAUUUUUUUUUUAGAAUUAUUAUUUAGGGGUUUUCACCUUUAUUAUGAUAUAGGACAGUGGAGAUUUUAGACAGGAAAGCAUUGGAAGCAGAGAGAGUGGGAACUUUUGUGCUAUAUGUUGGUGCACAGUACCACUGUUGGCGCUGACUUUCGUAAUUUUUUUUUUUUUUUUUUUUUGGCCAAUAUUUAAGUAUUUUACAUUGGGUUGGUCACAUGUAUUUAUCUUUUUUUGGAUAUACUGUAUAUAUUGCUGGUGGGUGAAGACUUGCAUUUUAUAAAUCGCCAAUGACCACAGUUUUGGCUAAAAAUCUUCUUUAAUGCUCUUCUGAAGAAGUCACCUGCAUCUUGGAUUGUCUGAGUAAAUUGACUGCAGAUAUUCAUGUUUGAUUGCACUUUCCCUUUAAGGAAAAGAAAACAUUCAGGUCUGAUGUGAUUUUAGGGUGCUGAAUAGUCCAUUUCCAUACUACCUUUGCAUCAGUUAAAUCUAAAUCGUUCAUUUAGAUGCUAGAGCACACUGUGUAGUUCCUCUAAUGACAAGCAAAAUAGAUUUCAGUCGAAAAAGGUUCUCAUAUUUGCACUGCCAUAUCUGUUUCAUAAAACAUUUUAUUUUGUGAAAUGCAAUUAUAUUCCUUGUUUAAGCCAGUAUAGUUGCCAUCUUUUAUCUUCUGGUAUUUUCGAUAUGAACACAAUGCAUAAUGCUGUCCUCGAACCAACCAAAAGCUGCUGUGUGCUUUGCUUUUUUCGCAAAUCACACUGAAUAAUUUCCCCUUCUGCUGUGCUUCCAGUAGGUCAUGUGACUUUAAGAUCAGAGAUCGCCACCAAUAAGAAUGUGCCAUUAUGUUGCUUUGAGUGUUGUGCAUCUCAGUAUUGAUUCAGUGCAAAAUAGCCCAUGGGAACACACUGUGUGAUGAUGUCUGUUUGUUUUGACUUCAUGUACAUCAGGUUGUCCAAUAGUUCAGUCUGUUAGUUUGAAACCACUGCGUCAUAGUGUAAUAUGUGCUGAGAGACGACUGUACCAUGUUUCUGAUUCACUUUUGAGCUCCUGAAAUGUACUAAAUAUGGCUAAUGGGGCUUAAUAGUUUUAUUUAAAGGGCAUUGUUAUGAAUAUGAAGUCUUUUACCUAUUACAUCACCUUUUGACAUUAUAGAACAAAUUAUAUCAGUCGUCUUAGGCAUCACAUAAUUAUAUGUUCUGUGAAGAGUAAUAAUAGCCAUUAUGAAAUGUUAUGGUGCCCAUGCAAGGUUGUUGUUCUCUGGUGCAGAGUAGCCAGUUUUGAAAAUGACAGUUUUAUAAACAGCAAAACCUUGUUGAGAGAAGUAAAGGCACGUUCAUACCAAGAACGAUAACUAUAAUGUUAACAAUACAAAAAUGGUUACAAUUUUAAAUAAAUAGCAGACUCCACAUCACAAGCAUAAUGAUUUUGCCCUAGCUGAUUAACACUAAAAACCCUGACUGCCAAUCAGAAUCUAAGCUGCCAUAAAGUAUGUAAACACAAGUGGCAGAUCACAGUAAAGUGGUGUUCGAACUAGGGAUGACUUACCAGGUGCACUCCAUGUUACUUUGCAGUACUUUCCAUGUAAGCUUUGCCGACCUGGGAACAAAAAAACUAUCAAAAUUUGCAAGAGCAAAAGUGCUCAUGAAGUGUGCCGUUUGGAAUUGGAUCAUAUAUUCAAGGACUAGAAAUGACCCAUGAUGCAGUUGUAAGGGGUUGUGGAAAAUGAAUGGACCCUUUUCACAUUUCCAGGUUUCUAAGUAGCGAAAGUCAUCAUAGUUGGGCGUAAACUAAACUUAGAGCACAAUAAACGGGAGAGUACAACAAGUAAUCUCUUUAAAGUCCUGUGAGACUGAUAACGGCAGCCAGAAGAGAGAACAACGCCAGAUUUAUUGUCCUGCCCAUACACUGGUGGUAAUUCGUUAUUUGUAAUUUGAUGCAAAAAUGAAAUAAUACAUAUAUAGAGCAUAAAAUAAUACGUUCAUUUACUUUUUUAUUUAAUAUUUAUUUAAUUUAUUAGAUAUUAAAAACUUUCAAUUUCCCAGUGUUGGGUUGCAGGGUAUCCGCUGUGUAAAACAUGUGCUGGAUAAGUUGGAGGUUCAUUCAGCUGUGGCGACACCUGAUUAAUAAGGGGAUUAAGCCAAAAACGUUGAACACGUCAUCAUAACAGUCUUGUGAAAAAGGUCCAUAGUUGCUUUCACAUCAUCUCAUAGUUCCAAGAUUCUGGCUAGUACUAAACACAUUUCUUCAAAUUCUGAAAUUUCAGAGAGCUACAACUUGUACCAUGUGACCUCAAUAGUCAAUCAUUUGUCUCCUAUUCAAGAAUUCACAAAUGUGAACAGCUAGCCUGAUCUCACAAGAAAACGUAAGUAUUUUACGUUUGGUCAGUCUAGUGGCUAAUCCGUAUGAAUACAUGAGUUCAGUCAUAGGAAAAUGUAAGAUUUUUAAAAGGAGACAUGGCGCCCAUCCCUAACCCCAACCGUCAUUAGGUGAUGAACAAUUUGUACUAAAUUGUACGAAUUAGAUCGUAGUAAUUUAUAUGAAUUAGCCACUAAAUAAAAACGUUACCAAUUGCGGUGAGAUUGUGUUGGAACAGCUCUAGGUAAAAAUUCACCACUUUAAGCAGUACUAAACUACAGUGGAAAUGCAAACGGUACCAAGCAAAACGACCCAUACCACACAGUGGAAAAUCAAGUGGACUACUGUGGACUAUUAUAGUAAAUGGUGAACAAGGAUUCAGAGGUUGUUUUGAAAACAGUUAAACAAACAAUCCACUUUUUAUGGAAAUAGGCUCAUUUAAAAACUCACCUUAAACAUUUUUGAAUCCAAUUAAGUGAUGCAUAAUAUUAUUGCACCUGCUGCAGCCAUGGUACUGCAACAAAGCUCCUUGAUUUUUAUGCCAGAAUGACCAGUAUAUGACCAUAUAUAUUAUGCAAGUAUAUUUCCUAGCCAUAUCAACCUACAAACUACAAAGUAACAACUUUUCAGUUUCCGUUAGUCUGUCGAUGUAACUACAGAAGAGUCAAGCUUUAAAUUAAAAAUGCUUUAUUUGAGUGAGAUGCUAAUGGUCUAAUCUAAUUCAAUGACUUAUGCUAAGCUAAAAGUGUGUCUGCCAUAUCUGGAGAUCAUCUGAAUGGCUUCAAAAAUGAUAAAACUCUACUGUUAUUAGCGUAUAUGCAAAAAAGUGGAGUGUUUCUUUACAUUUUUAUCAUUAUAGUUAUGGUUAUUGGUGUGAACAAGCUACUGCUGUCAUCUGUCAUUCAUGGGCACGACUAAGUGAGAUUUUCCCUUCCAUCCUGCUUCAUAACAUAUUUUGUCCUCUCAGGGAACUUGCUCUCAUUUCACUUUCUGCUUGAAGCACAAUUAAAACUGAGAUCUUACUAGCGCAGAGGCUUCAAUAACAGGCAGAGUAGCGUUGUCUCUAUUAUGAGUCAUGUCUGCUUCAUUUUGCAGCCAAUCUCCUUUUCUUGACUACAUGUUGUGCGUUUACCCAGUUUUUUCAAGAUCCCCAUAUUCACCUUCAGUCUUCAUGUGGGAGAGGUUUAGUUGGAGGAUCUGAUGUGUAGCGUGUGAGCCACAUGAUUUAUAGUGGGUCUUUACAAUUAGUGGAAUGUACUAUUUAUAUUGGAAGGAAGCAACUGUACACGCAAAUUGCCGUUUUUUUAUAUAUGUGAAGUAAUUGAUCUUGCCAUUAUUUUUCUGUCCCCCUUGUUUCUUCUGAGGAGUAUUAUUCUCAAAUGAACUGACUCUUUGUCUACUUGUCCAAAAUAAAAGUGAUUGUUCCGUAUCACAUCAUUCACUUGAGACUAUUUCAAGUUCUGGACUUUUCUUGAAUCCAGAUGUUUAUUAGCUAUUGGAAUAAAUAAUAAAAUUGUUGUACUCUGUC